Molecule: messenger RNA, 990 nt
Organism: Benincasa hispida (wax gourd)
Lineage: Eukaryota; Viridiplantae; Streptophyta; Magnoliopsida; Cucurbitales; Cucurbitaceae
Source: RefSeq, a predicted model, not a curated record
AUGAUUCAGAAUGCAGGGCAGUUUAGGGGUCUGCAAGGUGAAGAUCCGCAUGCCCACCUGACCAGCUUUGUUGAGAUGUGCGGUAAUUUCUCCCUACCUGGCUUGACCCUGGAGAAUAUUAGGUUAUAUUUGUUCCCUUACACCUUGAGGGAUGAGGCUAAGAAGUGGGCUUAUUCACUAGAGCCCAAUGAAAUCACUUCAUGGGGGCAAUUGGUUGAGCGGAUUCCCGAUUGUGUCUUGAUGGAAACAUUCUACAAUGGCCUGAACAGUGCAACGCAGGCUGUUGUUGAUGCCUCUGCGACAGGAGGUUUUAUGGAUAAGACAUACACGGAGUCCAAAGUCAUCCUUGACCGCAUCUCGCGAAAUAUGGAUGACUGGAUAGAUUACAGAUAUGGAGGCCGAGGUGCCGAGAGAAGAAAAGCUGAAACAGCCAUUGUCCCUGUGGAGACAAUGACUACAUUGGCCGCCCAGAUGGCCACGGUAACUUCAAUCCUCCAAUCAAUGGCCAUUAAUCAAGGAGCCAUUGCUUCACAAUCAGCACAACCUGUUGCACUGGCUCAUGUGGCCGUAAUUGGUUGCGUCAACUGUGGAGGGGCUCAUGGAGCUGAAGGAUGCCCAUUGAAUCUUCAGCAAUCCGGGCUGGAGGAGUCAUCCGAACUUCGGUUGGGGUGGCAAUCCCAACCUAGGGGGACCAAUGAACCAUCAGGGGGCAACAGAGAAAAUCCUCCGUUUCACAACAACAAGGGGCAAUCAAGACCGCAGAACCAGCAACCAUCAUCAUCAUCUAAUGCCUCAGGAGGAUCGUUAGAGGCACUGCUGAAACAGUACAUGGACAAGAAUAAUGCAGUUAUGCAAGCGCAAGCGUCCUCUAUAAGGAAUCUGGAGAUUCAAGUGGGCCAGCUGGCCUCUGAGCUGAGAAGUCAGACACUUGAAACAUUGCCCAGCAAUUCUGAAGCCCCAGGAUCAACAAGGAAAGAGCAAUGUCUGUGA